Messenger RNA from Molossus molossus (Pallas's mastiff bat), 1486 nucleotides. Its product is annotated as V-set and transmembrane domain-containing protein 1-like. Lineage: Eukaryota; Metazoa; Chordata; Mammalia; Chiroptera; Molossidae. The transcript is spliced from 9 exons. The record is from RefSeq and is a predicted model, not a curated record. Gene Ontology annotation, cellular component: plasma membrane. The coding region runs from base 163 to 873 and encodes 236 amino acids.
UGUAUACCAGGUGGCGUGGAGAAUCAGAGUGUCAGAGCAAAACAUCUCCCCACACAUCCUGGGGACGAGGACAGUUGGACAGCUUCCAUCACCUCAGUUCCCCUUCCUUUUUUAACUGUUAAACUGAAGACAGGAUAUUGGUCUGGGGGCGAAAGGGACGCUAUGAUCACAGGAUUCCUGUCCCUGCUUUGCCUUGGGCUCUGUCUGGGCUAUGAAGUUGAGCUCGAGAAUGAGAAGCUUUCCAAACCCUCCCUCAACGCCUUGCCAGGACCCGUGGUUAAACGCAGUAGGAAUGUGACCCUGAGGUGCCAGGGUCACUUUCAGAAUGUGACGUUCAUGCUGGGGAAGUUACAGGACCCUGGGUACAGGCAGGAGCAGAACUCAUCAGGCUACCAUGCCGAAUUCCUCCUCACGGACCUGGAGCCAAAAAAUGCUGGGACAUACUUUUGUGCCUACAAGACAGUGGGCUCCCACGGAUGGUCGCAGAAGAGUGAAUACCUGCAGCUGGAGGUCACAGAUGACCGUGUUGAACUUGGAGCUUCCUCAACAAAAACAGACACCAGGAUCAUCUUCGUCACGGCCUUCAGCUGCCUCGCCAUUUUUCUCCUCUUCCCCUCUGUCCUCCUGAUCUACAGAUGCAGUCAGCAGGAUUCAUCACCUGAAGAAUCCACCAAGAGAACGUGCCACCCCAAAUCUCCCAAGCACGAGGCUUCAGAUUCAUCCAAACCGGAGAGGGUAUCGCUCUCGUCCUCGACUGAAGACCCCCAGGAAGGGACCUGGGCUGAUGGCAACAGCAAGGAACCGGCUGAGGCAGCUCCUGUCCCCACCGAGGAGCCCCCAGGAUAUUGUGAAUGCGCUACGUUGAAAGCGUAGGAGGCUGGCCCGAGCCACGGGAGGAAGGACUGUUUCCUUGGGGAAGACCGUUUGGAUUCGGGCGGCUGAGACCACUGGACGUACAGAAAUCCAUGUCCCUCUGUGUCCUCGGUCCUAAUCCAUGUCUAAAAACGAAGUCUAGGGGGGAAAUACAGACAUACCUAUAUAUGGAAUCAUACUGCAUAUUACAGUUCUGUGACCCUUUGUAUCGCUCUCAGCGUUAUGCUUUUGAAAUUUGUCCAAAUUUGGAUUAAUUUAAAAAAUUAAUUUUUUUCGUCUUGCUUCCUCUGAAAAAUUACUGGCCCUGGCUGGGUGGCUCGGUUGGCUGGAGCGGCAUCCGGUACGCCAAAAGGUUGCAGGUUGGAUCCCCGAUUGGAGCACGUUCCGGAGGCUACUGAUGGAUGUUUCUCUGUCAUACUGAUGUUUCUCUCUCUCCCCCUUCCUCUCUCUCUAGAAAUCAAUAAUGAAACAUCUUUUUGGGUGAGGAUAAAAAAAAAAUUUCCUGGAUGAGUUUUCCUAAAAUCUGCAGGUGGUUUUAGUAUGGUUUUACUUAAAACAUAAAGUAGCCCUGGCCGGUUUGGCUCAGCGGUUGGAGCGUCGGCCUGCGGACCAG